Spodoptera litura is the source of this 1755-nucleotide messenger RNA. RefSeq lists its product as uncharacterized. NCBI's taxonomy places the organism in Eukaryota, Metazoa, Arthropoda, Insecta, Lepidoptera, Noctuidae. The record is from RefSeq and is a predicted model, not a curated record.
UCGAGUAUAUGGGGACUGCAAAUGGAAAGGUCGCGCUGGCGACUGGAUGGACCAUUGUUUCAUGGAACAUAGUGAGAAGGUCACGGAGCUCCCAUUCAUCACGGUGAAAAACCGAUGGGACGCGAAGAGGACAGAACCGGUGCUCAACUACUUUCUGCUGAAGUGUUACGAACGGAUAUUCAACGUGUACCAGAUUUAUGAUAAGAGAGGAGGAAGAAUGAUGUGGACUGUGCUUGUAAACGACGACCAUGCUGAGAAGUUUUAUUUUGAAGUCGACAUUUUCUUACCAAACUUACCGAGCAAAAGGAUUGUUUACAGACGACCAUGCAAGUGUGAGAAGGAUGCAGACUUUCUGGAGCACACCCAAAACGUGUACAUUCCCGUAGAAAAUGUGUUCUCUAUGCUAGACGAGGACGAAUCCGUCAACUUUAUCGUCAGAAUUGGUGAGGUUGAAAAUCUACCAAUAUUCGACACCCCUACGCCCAGUGAGAGCAUCAUACUUCUUCACAACGAAGAUCGCAAGGACGAAUAACAUCAAAAUUUACAACUAUACACCUUAAUACACUAAUUUAUGCAUUAAAAUCGAACGAACAAGCACGUGUUUUAUAAGGGCGUAUAUCCAAUAGCAGAGAUUUGUUUCUUAAUAAUUUGAAUUAAAAGUCAAACAUUCUUUUUCAUUUGUGAUAGAAUAAAAUCAAAGUUUUAUGACACUUAUUUCGGGACUUUCAUUCUUUUUAACCUAAUGAUUUCAUGAAAACGAAAUAACUUCUCUUCUAACAUCCUCUACAGAUUUUGAGAAAAAUAAUUCUGUUAGCAGUAUUAUUAAUGAAGUGUACUUCAUUACCAAACAACAGACAAGUAACAUCUAACACAUUUUCUAAUCAGGGAAAUAUAAUCUUGGUAACACAACACAUUGCCUAAUAUCAUUUCGGAAAACUUGCUUAGGUAUGUUUAGUCAUAAUAAAGGUAACAUGUUAAAGCCAAGAAUACACUGGGGUACAAAUGUCCCACGACAUUAUCGGCGACAUGUCGAGCGAAGCCGUCGAUAUAUAUACACAACUAAUGUUCAAAGUGACGUUGAUGUUACCAGACACGUCGACCAAAGUCCCGCAACAUCGCGCUACUCCACCCGACGUCGCUAGCGACACGUGUCCCCGAACACUUGUCCCCUAGUGUAUCCUAGGCUUUGUUUACAGCUUUUUUCUUACCAGUACUAUUAUUUUUUUUAUUUCAAUUAAAAUAGUACUACAGCUAUUAUACCAAAACGUUAUACAUUUCAAAUUAUAUAUAAAGAAACUAAGAAAAAGUCCUUAUAUAACGUAAAGGUAGUAAAAAAAUGUACCGUAAUAUCGCCUUUUUGCAUUAAAUAAAAUGGCUGGUUGUACACGCGCCUUUUUAUUAUUAAAUCGUCUAACGCGGUUGAGUAUUUUAAUUUCCCACGGGGAACUUUUUCUUAGGAAGUUGAUAACACAAAUAUGAGAUACCUACUUACAUAAAUGAGUUUGUAUUUUUUUACUGAGGCUGCAAUAAAUAUUUUGUGUCUAGUUGAGAUUUGUUUCUGCUAUUACUUUGGCUUUUAAGUGAAUGAAAACAAAAAACUAACCGCCGUACUCAGAGUCAUUUAAUGGCUACUUAGCCCAGUCUUAAGCAAUCGUUAUCGAUACAAAAUCGUUACUUAGGAAUAGUUUAAGUAAUGUUUCUAUAAUAACUGUUGUGAGGCAUGCUGACUCGAAACUAGUAGAGCUUUUAUCAGUA